AUGGCUAUUGAGGUAUUAAACCCCCUAGACCACGAUAGCAGGUCUAAUGCAGAAGACUUGGACUACUGGACACAUCACUGCGUCCCUGUUCUCAGCUCCCUCCUGAGGUCUGCUGAGUCCUACUUGCCCGCCGACCAGGAUGCUCAACUACGUGUCCUGUAUGAACAUGUUCUCCCGAACCUUGGUCCGCGGCCAUCCGUGGCCCAUACCAGGUCCUUUUUGACACAGAGUGGCUCCCCUUUCCAGCCCUCGAUCAACCUCAGCUCCGGCAAGCCUCAAGUACGCUAUUGUUGGGAGCUGUUAGGUCACUGCGGCGGCAGCGACAGCGACCCGUUUGCCGUGGAGGCAGCACGAGAGAUACUGCCUUCUCUUUCCACGGCCUUUGGCUUUUGCACGCGAUGGACCGACGCCUUUAUAUCGGCAUUCGCUCCAACGCCCGAAGAAGCGAAAGUCACCCAGGCCAAGCUCCCGAAAUGGCUGGAAAGCUUCACGUCGGCGGCAUCAGAAGUGCCGCCUAUAAAGCGACUUCCUUUUGCCUUUGUUGCCUUUGACUUGAAAGGCCCUAAGACGUCUAUCAAGGCAUAUUUCAACCCCAAGGCCAAGGAAAUCGCGACUGGGACGCCGGCGACCGAGAUGACCUGGAAUGUCCUUCGCAAUUUGGUACCUUGUAUCAACCCGGCAUCAAUCGACGUCCUUGCGCAAUUCCUCACCGAACGCUCAGUUCCUUCUACCAUUGAGCUGGUGGGAAUCGACUGCGUCGACGAAGCCAGUCUGUCAGACGCACGAGUCAAACUCUACGUUCAUUCCAUGAGCAACUCCUUCAACACGGUGCGGGAUUACGUGACCCUGGGCGGUCGUCUGCAGGAUGCGACCACGCUGAAGGGCCUAGCGGUCUUGCGCGACAUUUGGCACCUCCUGCUUCAAGAGCCCGAAGGCAUCGUUGGCGAUGAUUACAACAAGCCCCUAAACGACGGCUCUAUGCUCUGCCAGAGGUUGUAUUUCAGCUUCGAGAUGAGGCCUGGCAGGGAGUUUCCAGAAGUCAAGACCUACUUGCCAACUUGGAACUAUGCACGGAGCGAUGAGGCAAUCGUGCAAAACUACGAGGAAGUCUUCCGGAAGUGCGGCCACGAGUGGGGCAUGGACGGGAGAUACAAGAAGGUUUUCGAGAGUGCUUUGUAUGUGACUGCCCCUUCUUUGCUGCCCUAG
This is a messenger RNA of Aspergillus viridinutans, 1206 nucleotides long. RefSeq names its product aromatic prenyltransferase. The transcript has 2 exons. NCBI's taxonomy places the organism in Eukaryota, Fungi, Ascomycota, Eurotiomycetes, Eurotiales, Aspergillaceae. The coding region runs from base 1 to 1206 and encodes 401 amino acids. Gene Ontology annotation, molecular function: transferase activity, transferring alkyl or aryl (other than methyl) groups. Gene Ontology annotation, biological process: alkaloid metabolic process. The record is from RefSeq and is a predicted model, not a curated record.